AUGUCAAACCACGCGCAGCCCUUCGACUCCAGACGGUCGACUAUCUAUAGCCGUCAACCCGAAGAGCUUCACAUUCCAUCGGGAAACUCGUCAUCUGGCGCAAUUCCGCGACAAUCAAUGUCCCAUGAAUACCCAACGACCCCCGACACGAACCUUCCAUCUAUCAAUAUCCAUCCCUCGGGCUCCCAGCCUAACCAAUAUGGAAGCGGCAAUAGCGGUGGAACCGGGGGAGCGCUGCCUGGUGCCCUCCAACCGGGAAAUCCUUCCAAUCGACCCCCAGCGGUGUCCAUAAAUACAGCUCCGUCCGUACUUCCUACAUUGCCCCAGUUAUCUACCCAAGUGCAACAACAGCAAUCCCAGCCGCAUCCUCAAUCGUCUACUCCGCGCUCUAACGCCGCCAAUUCUCAUGGACAUUCCAGGUCAAGCCCAGCAGGAUACAGGCCUCCCGGAUCCUCUCCAAACACUGGGUUCCAGCCGCCAACCCCUCAGGGCGCUAAAUAUUCUCCUCUAGGCUUGGCCGAUAUCCGAUCCCCAGGAGACCUUCUCAGCGACCAUAUCACGAAUGCAGGUGCAGCACCUCUCAAUAGCGCUGAUAACCAAGUGCCUACGAACAGCAACUAUAUUACCCCAUGGCCGAUCUAUGCCGUUGACUGGUGUAAGUGGCCGGUCUCGGGGAAUCCUGGCUCCUUCGGCGGAAAAAUCGCUCUAGGAAGCUAUUUGGAAGACCAUCAUAACUAUAUACAAAUUCUUGACACCCACUUGGCAUAUCCUGACACUGAUACCCCUGAUGCAGCCCCCGGUGAUUUUAAGCUGGAAUACGUGAAAACCGCUGAAGCUACCCACUCAUAUCCUGUCACUCGCAUUCUUUGGGAACCUCCAUCAUCCCAAAAGCAGUCUACUGACCUUUUGGCCACCUCUGGAGAUCAUCUCCGGCUAUGGUCACUGCCGAACUCGCAGUCCCAACACAGCUCCAACUCCAUAACCCGUCAGCCAGGCCAAAGAGAUGCGCCUACGGCUAAACUUUCACCGCUGGCGUUGCUUUCAAACUCGAAGUCUCCCGAGCAUACCGCGCCUAUUACGUCUCUAGAUUGGAAUACGAUAUCUCCUAGUUUGAUCAUCACCUCUAGCAUUGAUACAACAUGCACAAUUUGGGAUAUCCCGACUUUGACGGCAAAGACACAGCUUAUUGCGCACGACAAGGAAGUAUAUGACGUGCGCUUUUGUGCCAAUAGUGUGGAUGUUUUUGUCAGCUGUGGCGCUGACGGAAGUGUGCGCAUGUUUGAUCUCCGGAGCUUGGAACACAGCACGAUUAUAUACGAGCCGACGGAUAAGAAUGAGAAAAUGGUGAUGAGCCCUGGAAAUGGAAGCCCUUCCGCACCGGCCAGCAGUUGGCCUCCGCCCUUGUUGCGCAUAUCGGCAUCGCCACACGAUGCCCAUCUUCUUGCAACGUUCUCCCAAGACUCCAACAUAGUCCGGGUAUUGGAUGUUCGCCAACCGGGCCAAGCACUUCUCGAACUUAAGGGUCACUCUGCUGCUCUCAAUUCCGUCGAGUGGUCCCCCAAUCGGCGCGGCGUUCUCGCAUCUGGUGCGGACGAUUGUCUUGUCCUUCUCUGGGAUCUUAUUAAUCAGAACAACUCUACCCCUGUGCCACCAGGGGUACAACACCCCGGUGCACCCUCUACAACCACCGAACGCGGCCCCGCGGCUGCAUGGCAAUGCGACUACGAGAUUUCCAACAUCAGCUGGUCACCGCAAGCCGGAACCACAAACUCCGGUCACCCUCGUGACUGGUUAGGCGUUUGCGGAGGACGAGGGGUUUGGGGGGUUGCGCUAUGA
Aspergillus puulaauensis is the source of this 1836-nucleotide messenger RNA. RefSeq names its product WD repeat protein. The coding region runs from base 1 to 1836 and encodes 611 amino acids. The transcript has 4 exons. NCBI's taxonomy places the organism in Eukaryota, Fungi, Ascomycota, Eurotiomycetes, Eurotiales, Aspergillaceae. The record is from RefSeq and is a predicted model, not a curated record. Gene Ontology annotation, cellular component: nucleus. Gene Ontology annotation, molecular function: protein binding.